GAGAGGGGCGGAGCUGUUAACUGAUCACCACCUGUUGGUGAGUUGGCUCCGAUGGUGGGGGAAGAUGCCGGUCCGACGUGGCAGGCCCAAACGUAUUGUGAGGGUCUGCUGGGAACGUCUGGCGGAAUCCACUGUCAGAAGGAGUUUCAACUCCCACCUCCGACAGAACUGUGCUCAUGUUCCUGAGGAGGCGGGGGACAUCGAGUCCAAGUGGACCAUGUUCCGCGCCUCCAUUGCUGAGGUGGCCAACCGGAGCUGUGGCCGUAAGGUGGUUGGUGCCUGUCGUGGCGGCAAUCCCCGAGGGAUGCCGUCAAGCUGAAGAAGGAGUCCUAUCGGGCCUUUAUGGCCUGUGGGACUCCUGAGGCAGCUGAUGGGUACUGGCUGGCCAAGCCUGCAGCUUUGGUGGUCGCUGAAGCAAAAACUCGGGCAUGGGAGGAGUUUGGUGAGACCAUGGAGAAAGACUUCCGGACAGCUUCGAGGAAAUUCUGGUCCACCAUCCGGCGUCUCAGUAGGGGGAAGCAGUGCACCAUCAACACUGUGUAUAGUGGGGAUGGGGCGCUGCUGACCUCGACUCGGGACGUUGUGAGCCGGUGGGGAGAAUACUUCGAAGACCUCCUCAAUUCCACCGACACACAUUCCCAUGAGGGAGCAGAGUCUGGGUUCUCUGAGGCGGGCUCUCCUAUCUCUGGGGUUGAGGUCACCGAGGUUGUUAAAAAGCUCCUCGGUGGCAAGGCCCCGGGGGUGGAUGAGAUUCGUCCGGAGUUCCUCAAGGAUCUAGAUGUAGGGCUGUCCUGGUUAACACGCCUCUGCAACAUUGCCUCUGGAUUGGCAGACUGGGGUGAUGGUCCCCCUGAGGGUGUGUUCCAACUACAGGGGGAUCACACUCCUCAGCCUCCCAAGUAAGGUCUAUUCAGGGGUGCUGGAGAGGAGGGUCCGUCGGGAAGUUGAAUCGCAGAUUCAGGAGGAGCAGUGUGGUUUUGGUCCUGGCCGUGGAACAAUGGACCAGCUCUACACCCUUUGCAGGGUCCUCGAGGGUGCAUGGGAGUUCGCCCAAACAGUCUACAUGUGGAAGGGUGAAAGCGUUCGACCGUGUCCCUCGGGGGGGUCAUGUGGGGGGUGCUUCGGGAGUAUGGGGUACCGAACCCCCUGAUACGGGCUGUUCGGUCCCUGUACGACCGGAGUCAGAGUUUGGUCCGCAUAUCCGGCAGUAAGUCGGACUCGUUUCCGGUGAGGGUUGGACUCUGCCAAGGCUGCCCAUUGUCACCGAUUCUGUUUAGAACUUUUAUGGACAGACUUUCUAGGUGCAGCCAAGGCGUAGAGGGGGUCUGGUUUGGUGGCCUCAGUAUUGCAGUAUUGCAGAUGAUUUGGUUCUGUUGGCUUCAUCAAGCCGUGACCUUCAACUCUCAUUGGAGCAGUUCGCAGCUGAGUGUGAAGGGGCUGGGAUGAGAAUCAGCACCUCCAAAUCUGAGACCAUGGUCCUCAGUCGGAAAAGGGUGGCGUGCCCUCUCCAGGUCGGGGAUGAGAUCCUGCCCCAAGUGGAGGAAUUCAAGUAUCUUGGGCUCUUGUUCACGAGUGAGUGAAGAAUGGAACGGGAUAUCGACAGGCGGAUCGGUGCAGCGUCUGCAGUGAGAGUUUGUAUCGGUCUGUUGUGGUAAAGAAGGAGCUAAGGCGAAAGGCGAAGCUUUCGAUUUACCGGUCGAUCUACGUUCCUACCUUCACCUCUGGUCACGAGGUGUGGGUUGUGACCGAAAGAACAAGAUUCCGGAUACAAGCGGCCGAAAUAUCUAUCCCUUAGAGAUAGGGUGAGAAGCUCGGUCAUCCGGGAGGAUCUCAGAGUAGAGCCGCUGCUCCUCCACAUCGAGAGGAGCCAGAUGAGGUGGCUGGGGCAUCUGAUUCGGAUGCCUCCCGAACGCCUCCCUGGUGAGGUGUUCCGGGCACGUCUCACCGGGAGGGGACCCCGGGGACGACCCAGGACACGCUGGAGAGACUACAUCCUUCGGUUGGCCUGGGAACGCCUCGGGAUCUCCCCGGAAGAGCUGGAUGAAGUGGCUGGGGAGAGGGAAGUCUGGGCGUCCCUGCUAAAGCUACCGUUCCGGCGCCCCGACCUCGGAUGAGCGGCCUCACAAUGGGGGGAUCCAAAAGUAAGCCCAAGGAGGCUGGUCCACGCACCAUCAGCCUCAAUGCCAACCUCAGCUCUGGGGGAGGGGCUGGCGGUCACCACUUGAACUCUGCUCAGCAGUCCUCAACUCCCAGUCGUAGCGCCAAUGUGGAGGGAGGCCUCGCUGGCAACCAUUCCAUGAGUCAUAAGGCCGAACUGUCCCUGUUUGGUGGCGUGGACAGCAGUAGCCACAACUCCUCCUCAAGUAGAAUCACACUCGCAGGAGGCGUAACAACCUUCGUGGCAUUGUAUGACUACGAGUCUCGAACAGCCUCUGAUUUGUCAUUCAGAAAGAGAGAACGCAUCCAGAUUGUCAACAACACGAGGAAGAUGAACUGCAGAGAGGGUGACUGGUGGCUGGCACGCUCCCUGAUCACCGGAGAGAGCGGAUAUAUUCCCAGCAAUUACGUGGCUCCGUCCGACUCCAUCCAAGCAGAAGAUCAUCUCAGACUGACUGCAGAGUCCAGGUGGUACUUUGGCAAGAUCACCCGUCGUGACUCAGAGAGACUGCUGCUCAGUUUGGAGAACAGAAGAGGAACAUUCCUUGUGAGAGAGAGCGAGACCACCAAAGGUGCCUAUUGUUUGUCUGUGCUGGACUACGACAACACCAAGGGGCUGAAUGUGAAACACUACAAGAUCAGGAAGUUGGACAGCGGCGGCUUUUACAUUACAUCUCGCACGCAGUUUAGCACUCUGCAGCAGCUUGUCAGUCACUAUCACAAACAUGCUGAUGGGCUGUGUCACAGUCUUACUGACAUCUGUCCAGUGCUGAAGCCUCAGACUCAGGGCUUAGCCAAGGAUGCCUGGGAGAUCCCCAGGGAGUCUCUUCGUCUAGAUCUCAAGCUCGGACAGGGCUGCUUUGGAGAAGUUUGGAUGGGAACAUGGAACGGUACAACCCGAGUGGCAAUCAAGACUCUGAAACCUGGCACCAUGUCCCCGGAAGCCUUCCUGCAGGAGGCCCAGGUCAUGAAGAAGCUGAGGCAUGAAAAGCUGGUUCAGCUAUAUGCCGUGGUGUCAGAGGAGCCCAUCUACAUCGUCACUGAGUACAUGGGAAAAGGUAGUUUACUGGAUUUCCUGAAAGGUGAAAUGGGCAAGAUGCUCCGCCUCCCUCAGCUGGUGGACAUGGCGUCACAGAUUGCUUCAGGGAUGGCUUAUGUGGAGAGGAUGAACUACGUGCACAGAGACCUGAGAGCUGCCAACAUCCUGGUGGGAGAUAACCUGGUUUGUAAAGUGGCGGAUUUUGGCCUGGCUCGCCUCAUCGAGGAUAACGAAUACACAGCCAGACAAGGAGCCAAGUUCCCCAUCAAGUGGACAGCUCCCGAGGCGGCUCACUACGGACGCUUCACCAUUAAAUCCGACGUAUGGUCAUUUGGGAUCCUGCUGACCGAACUGGCUACCAAAGGAAGAGUGCCAUAUCCAGGUAUGGUGAACCGGGAGGUUCUGGACCAGGUGGAGCGCGGUUACAGGAUGCCGUGUCCGGCAGAGUGCCCGGAAUCUAUGCACGAGCUGAUGCUGACCUGCUGGAGGAAAGAGCCCGAGGAGAGGCCUACUUUUGAGUAUCUGCAAGGCUUCCUAGAGGAUUACUUCACCUCUACCGAGCCUCAGUACCAGCCUGGGGAGAACUUGUGAGGAAGUGGGCACAUAGGAAACAUCAAACUGGGAUCAAAGGGUGACAAGAGGCAACAUUUCAAUCCAAUCAACAGCAACUUCCAGUCUUGUCCAAAGCGACUGCCACGAAGAACACUGUGCUCCAAAGGAGGGCUUCUUCUGUGCUCUUUUCUCAUACACCUUUGUUUUUUGUGUUACCUCGGACGUUUGCCCUCUUUUCCAAUACUGGUGGUGUUGAUGUAAAAUAAACAUUUUGGGAUAAAGUGGCACGAAUAAUUUUUCCUCCAUUAUCUGUUGAACGUUGACUUGUUGUCUUCCAUUUUUAUUCUGAUAAUCAAACUGCCAUCAGCUGGGUCGAGGUCAGCUGCAAACCUUUUGCUUACUUUUAUGAUUUUCGUGUGGCUGACACCGUGCAACUGGAAGCGGGUUCUGUCUCAAAUCAAUUGUGAAAAAACAAAUGGCUACUGAUUUAGUUCAUCUCAGGAUGGAAAAGAGCAGAAUUUUGCUGCAAAAAUGUUUGCACCAAUGACAUUUUUCUACUCCCGUCCACUGUGCAAAGGUACUCUUCUAAUAUGGUAUAACUGUUACCGAUGUCAAGCAUUUGAAUUAAAAGCAGGCGAGUCUUCAUUUAUGUUUGCCUAAUUUUUUAGCCCGUUCCAUUUUGUGUGCUUUUGAAGCACUACUAUACACUGGAAUUCAUGACGCUUAUACUAUCUUCCCAAGAUUACCAUUGAUCAUGUGUUUAUGCCUCAGAUUAGUUUGGAGGUGGUGAGCAGCAAGCCCUUCCAAACACUUUAUGCAUGGCAAAUAAUUUGGCAUCUUGAAUUAAAUGCAAUUGUAAAUAUACUGCAUGUUUAUAAUUUGUAUAUAUACAUAUAUAAUCUUCAUAAUUUAUUUCUUUUAAAAAUAACCCUUUUUACGUUUAGCAUUACAUAAUUGCGGCAAAGCUCAGCCACACAGAAAAGAAAAAAAUAGCAAAAUGACAAGAAAAAAGCAUGUGAAGUUAAUAAAAUCUUAGAUGCAAGAAUUAUAUAUUUUUACCACAAUACAUUUUAAAGGGGCGUGGAAUCAAUGUAAUAAGGGGGGGGGGGGGGGGAGUUUGUUCUAAGGGAUGACAGUCUUAACAUGUAGUAAGCAUAAAUGGGUACCUAUAUUUUCUUGCAAUAUUGCAAUGUUUUUCCUCAUAUUAGUUUUCUUAUAAUAAUAUGACUUUAUUCUGUUCUAUUCCCCCCCCCCCCCCCCCCCCCACUGUGGCCACUCAAUACCCCGUCAUCCAUAAUCAACUUUAACCUUUCCAGUACUUUUCUGAGUUAUAUCACGUCUAAUGAUACGCUUACGAUGAAAAUACUUUUGCAUUGCAGGUAUGAUUAUUUAUGCAUGUAUUUCUGUGAUACCUUUGGGUUGUUUUAGGAGACAAACAGCUGUACUGACCCUGCAGCAGCUGUACAUGUUUACAUGUUGAUUAGGUUCUGAAUCAUUCUGGUGAUCCAUGAACCGGUGGUACGCACGGUUGCUAUAGCAACAUAAAGGUUGAAGAGCAGUUGUAACAUCUUCUAAGCCCUGUGAACUUGUUUGGUUAUUUAGCAUUACCUUGUGUUUUUAUGAGCAAAAAUGUUGAAAUAAACAUGCAUAAAAAGGGCCAUAUUGCAAGUAUGCUGCCUUGUCAACAAGCCAAGGACAGUUCCUGUGGCGUUCUGUUGGUCUUCUCUUCGACUAUGCAGAGGUUGUAUGUAUGUGUGUGUGUAUAUAUAUAUAUAUAUAUAUAUAUAUAUGGUGAUACUGCUGUGGUACAUACUCUUUUCUACUGUAUUCAAUGGGAAUGAUGAGAUUAUAGCUUUUUGAUAAAUUCUCCUGAAUAUUGUUAAAAUGUUUGAAGUUUGCUUGAAUAAAAAAAAAUAAUAAUAAUUCAUA
Phyllopteryx taeniolatus (common seadragon) is the source of this 5677-nucleotide messenger RNA. It is a transcript of the gene src, whose product is annotated as v-src avian sarcoma (Schmidt-Ruppin A-2) viral oncogene homolog. The transcript has 14 exons. Gene Ontology annotation, molecular function: ATP binding; non-membrane spanning protein tyrosine kinase activity; growth factor receptor binding. The record is from RefSeq and is a predicted model, not a curated record. The coding region runs from base 2111 to 3787 and encodes 558 amino acids. Gene Ontology annotation, biological process: innate immune response; progesterone receptor signaling pathway; cell adhesion. Lineage: Eukaryota; Metazoa; Chordata; Actinopteri; Syngnathiformes; Syngnathidae. Gene Ontology annotation, cellular component: extrinsic component of cytoplasmic side of plasma membrane.